UGCGAUAUUUUUAUAUAUUUUGUAUUUUCAGAUAAAAAUGCCGCCUGUUGAAGCCGAGCUUGUUCCUCAAACUGAUAAAUAUAGUCCUAUUCUGCAUGGUAUCCGAGCUGUAUUGUUGGGUCCUCCUGGAGCUGGAAAAGGAACACAAUCUCCAAGAUUAAAGGAGCAUUAUUGUGUGUGUCAUCUUGCAACAGGAGAUCUUUUGAGAGCUGAAAUAUCUUCAGGCAGUGAGCUUGGUCAAGAAAUUAAAGAAGUUAUUGAUCAAGGGAAACUGGUAAGCGAUGAGCUGGUUUUGCGAAUGGUUUCUGAUAACUUGGAUAAACCUGAAUGUAAGAACGGUUUCCUGCUUGACGGGUUCCCCAGAACUAUUGGACAGGCGGAGAAGCUAGAUGUAAUGCUGGAGAAGCGCCAGCAGCCUUUGGAUGCCGUGGUGGAGUUCGCCAUUGAUGAUAAUCUUCUUGUUUCGAGGAUUUGUGGAAGAUGGUUUCAUCUUGCCAGUGGCAGGUCUUAUCAUGAAGAAUUUCACCCUCCCCGUGUUCCUGGCAAAGACGACAUUACAGGAGAAACUUUGGUGAAAAGAUCUGACGAUAAUCCAGAAACUUUAAAGAAACGGUUACAGCAGUAUCAUGCUUUAACUAGUCCUCUAGUCGACUACUAUAGACAACGAAAUUUGCAUACGCGGGUUGAUGCGUCCCAGCCUGCUAACAGUGUUUUUGCAGAGAUUAAAGCUAUCUUUGAUCAAGCUAAAGAAUUCAGUUUGAAUCUUGGUUCGAAGCUGUGAUAUUAGGAGAUUGUUUCGGAGCUUAGUCGACAAGUAGUCAUACGCCAUAAAUACUGUUCCGGUUUAAAUACCUCUCUUAGGUGUUCUCUUUGCUUGCCAGUUUUUUGAAAAUUUUUAUUAUUAUAUUGCACAAAAUUCACAAAGCCUCAUUUAAAGUAACUUGUUUUAGCUUAUUUUCAUCAGAAUAUUUUUAUACAGUGCAUUUUUCUCAAAACGUAAUCGUAAUCUCAAUAGACAGUUUGCAUUUUUAGGUUGCCAGCUAACUGCGUUGAUUAAAUGUUUUUUUUUUGCUGGGCAUUACUCAGUAAAAUUGGUUGGGAAACGUAAGUAAAAAGACGGCUUGGAUUUAAUAUUUUUGUAAAGGCAUAACCAGAAUUCUCAAUUCAGUUCUCUACAAAUAUUGUUAUGUAUUUCUUAUCAUUAUUUGUUAAGUAACAUCUUAAAGCAAAUUAGCUUACAUGCCACUAGGGGCAAAAUAUGAAACAGUUUUUUAUGUAUAUUAUUUAAGCACUGUAACUGUUAAAUGGUUCAAUAAACUAAAAAGUAUCAUUAA
Eurytemora carolleeae is the source of this 1334-nucleotide messenger RNA. It is a transcript of the gene Ak2, whose product is annotated as adenylate kinase. The transcript has 10 exons. Gene Ontology annotation, molecular function: ATP binding; AMP kinase activity. Gene Ontology annotation, cellular component: mitochondrion; cytoplasm. The coding region runs from base 38 to 781 and encodes 247 amino acids. Gene Ontology annotation, biological process: ADP biosynthetic process. The record is from RefSeq and is a predicted model, not a curated record. NCBI's taxonomy places the organism in Eukaryota, Metazoa, Arthropoda, Copepoda, Calanoida, Temoridae.